This is a messenger RNA of Prorocentrum cordatum, 4788 nucleotides long. The record is from the annotation of a GenBank genome assembly. Lineage: Eukaryota; Dinophyceae; Prorocentrales; Prorocentraceae.
GCACCCUUUGCAGAUCCGGGGCUCGCGGACGAGCUCCAGGCGCUUGCGGGCGCCCUCGGUGUUCCCGUCCCCGACGCGGCCGCGGGAGCUGCUGGAGCUGGAGGCGCCGCUGCGGCCCCCGUGGAGCCGGCGGCUGCGGGGCCAGGGGCCAGCGCUGCGCCGCCGCGUGCUGGUCCUGGGGGCGCUCCGGUCGAUCCGCUCGCCCCUGCCGCAGGCGCGGCGGGCGAGGAUCCGCGUGCCGCCGAGCUACGUGGACUCCUCCGCGCAGCCCGGGAGCGGAUGAACCUUGCAAGGCCCGCGCUGCCGCUGCCGCCAGGCGAGGUGCCUGCAGCCGCUCUCACGGGGCGGCUCCGCGAGGAGCUCGUCGGGCGCAUCCUGGCGGCCGCGGACACGGAGGGUGGAGGAGAUCCAGGGGCGGCCUUCUGGGCCGUUCCCGACGCGGCCGGGGAGGGCCGCCGUGGGGAGCGCGACCGAGGGCGUCCCCCGACGCACGUCGUAGCGGCCAGGUUCCCCGGGGUCCUCGCGCAGCAGGCUCUCCGGCGCAUGGAGGGCCACAUGCGCGGGGUGGCGGCGGAGGACCUCCUCGGGGGGGGCCUCCUCAACAACGUCAUCCGGGCCUACCUCGUCACGUCGUUCUUCGGCGCUCGCCCGGCCGGGGAGGCCGCCGUGGGCCUCCGGAAUCCGCGCGAGCUGAAGACCAUCGCGGCCAUCAUCGAGGCCAUCCUGCAGGGCAGGAUUCUGACGGCCCUCGACAUCGCCGUGCAGAGGUUCAAGGCGAUCGAGCUGUCCAUCGAAGAGGGCAACUGGACGAACGCGCGCUGGCUAGAGCUGAUCCCCGUGAACACCGUCGGGACGUACGACAGGGGGGACCUCCGGGACGCGCGGCGCGAGGAGGAGCAGGACAGGGCCCCGCUACUAGGCGCCGCUGUUGGUGCGGAGGAUCGCUCCGGACUCGGGGAAAAGCGCCGGCGGGGGCAUAAGGAGGCGGCGAAUGGGGAGAUCUGCGUCCACUCCGGGGUGCACAUCCUCGUCGGUGACCUCGGUUCGCGGACUUCGGCGGACGGAUCCGUGUACGUCGGAGGAGGCGUCCCGUCGCUCGGACUCCCGCGAUCGUACUGGGCCGAAUGGGGCGGUCACCCUGGGGCCGAAGCCCUUGAGCGGGAGGCGCUCCUCGGGCGAAGCCUCCGCGUUGGUUCACGGCUGGAGGCUGAGACGGCUAAGGCUCUCAUAGACCGCCUGGACCUUGGACGCGGCGCAAGCGAGCCAGUUCUCGACAUGCGAGGGGCGCGGCGCCGGUUAGCCGAGCAGCUCUCCACCGGGGCAUCGGUCGCGCAGCUUGGGGCCGUCCUCGUGGAGCACAUCGAGGGCAGACCCGGCGGCCUAGGUGAACUCAGCCGCCUUUGGCCGUGCGGCGCGUGGCAAGAUUUGGCCGGUCCCGGGGAGCUGCUGCUUGUGCCGCGGCCGACUCGCUCGACUGGCCUCGUUGCCGCGCUGGCGGCAAUCCGGAGCCGCCGCGGAGCCUCCCAGUCCCUUCCCCCCGUGAGCCGUGAGGUCGGGAUCGACGCCUGGGUCGAGUGGACCGCCCUGGUCACGAACUACGGGCUCCUGGGGGGCCCGCGCCUCCUCGCGAAGCUCCUCAAGUACCCAGCGGAGCCUUCUCCGGCACAGGUGCAAGCAUUGGCCCGUUUCCGGAGGUUCGCCACCAUCCUGGUAGACGAGGGGGACCCCGUCAACCUCGCCCCGUCCGCCGUCGUUGAACAGCGGGCGUCGGAGCUCUAUUGGGGAGAGCAGGUGACGCGCGCAUUCCCGCUCACGCUUGACGGCAUCUUGCCCGGGCUUCCCAGCCCCGAGGUUGCUGCCCAGCUGGAGCUCGCGGACUUGCUGAGUGGCCCUGCUCGCGAAGUUCUCCUCGACCCCAGCAUCCUCAGGCUCCCCGAGGACGAAGUCCAGGAGCCGCUCCCGAAAGCUCGCGUCCUCGUAGAGUCCAAGGCCGAGUACUACAAGAUAGUGGAGGCAUUGUGCAAGUUAGGCGUCAUGGAGGCCGAGGUCCCGGAGGAGACGUGGACGCAUCGAGGCGUCCCUGUCCGGAACGGGCUCUUUGGGGUCCACAAAUCCUGGAAACAAGUAGGUAAUCGUCAGCGUCGGGUACUUCGCCUCAUCGUGAACCUCGUGCCGACGAACGCGUUGCAGCGGCAUUAUGGGGGUGCUGCGAAGGCCAUGGGCUACCCGGGCCUUUGGCCCCUUCUUGUUCUGCACCCUGACGAGAUUCAGGUCCACUAUUCGGAGGAUCAGAGCGGGUGCUUCCACCUCUACGGGGUGCCGCGGGCCUGGAGGGGUGCUUUCGUCAUCGAGGAGGCCGUCCCUGGAGAGGUCCUCGGGCUCCCUGGCUCCGCCUGGGUGCGGCCGCGGUUGCGGACGUGCCCCAUGGGCUGGGUCAACGCCGUGGCGUUCAUCCAGGAGGCGCACGAGAACCUCGUCACCGGGAAGGCGCCGAGCGGGGCUGGCAUCUCAGCUGACCUCCUUGUCCGCAUGGGCCACCGUGCCCCCUCGAGCGCAGGUCUGCCCCGGAACUGGUUUUCCGUUUACGUAGAUAACUGGGGCCAGGGCAAGGUGGUCUUGGAGACGGAGGCGGAGCAGUACGUGUUCAAACCCAGCGGUGAGCAGCUCGCCGUCCGAGCUGCCUACGCUGCCGCCGGCGUCCGCCGGGCUCCGGAGAAGUCUGCCGAGGGGGCCAUCAAUUGGGAGACGCUCGGAGCGCAGCUGCGGGGGGCCGACAGGCUCGUCGGCACGUCGCCAUCGCGGCGCUCCUACUGUCUCGGGCGCGCGCUGGGCCACCUCACCGCAGAGCGCGUGCGCGAUGACGACCUCCUCUCGGACGUCGGGCGGAUCACCUUCAUGAUGCAGUUCGGCCGCGGCUACUUCUCUUUCCUCGGCCGGAUCUUCCGCGAGCUCUCGGUCGGGCGGCUGCCCGGGCCCCUCGGCGGGGACGCGGCGGACGAGUUGCUGGCAGUCGUUCUCGCCACGCCCCUCCUUUGGACAGACCUCGCCGCGCAGGUGUCCGGGGAAGUCGUGGCCACCGACGCCUCUGAGACGGGUGGAGGCGCAUGUGUCUCUGCUGGCCUUUCGCCCAAGGGGGUGGCCCGUCUCGGCGCGCUCCGCGCCGGCGCGCCCGCUUGCCCCUCCGACAUUCUCGUCGUCAGCGUGUUCGACGCCACGGGUGGGGCAGCGAUGGCCCUCGAUCUGCUGGGCAUCACGCCUUGCGGUAUUAUCGCCGUCGAGCCGUCGAAGGUCGCCCGCGGCGUGGUCCGCGCAGCCUGGCCGCAGGCCUUCUGCUACCCCGACGCCUCCGCCGUCACGCACGAGGAGGUUCUCAAGUGGAGUAGCUGGUAUCCCCAGGCCCGCCGGAUUCUCCAGUACAGCUGCGUGGCGCGGAUCGGCCCGGACUCGAAGGGGCCCAUCUCUCACCUCGAGGUGCCGCUGCGCAUCUCCGAGUCCUUGCGGCGGCACGCUGCUUGGGGCGUCGCGGACCUCAUCGAGUACGAGGCGACCAUCGCAGAGGCGGACGUGCAGGAGGUGAGCAGGCAGGUCGGCCACCAGCCAAUCCACGUGCAAGCUACUGCCGCCCUCCCCUGCGCCCGGGAGUCCUUCUUCUGGGUUCGCGGCUUCCGGCCGUGCGAGGCUUCCGAUUUCAGGCCCACAGGUUCGGAGCGUGGUAGGGCAUUCUGGACAUUCUCUUGCUCUCGUACGCCGGCCGUGCACGACUUCCUCGAGUCUGGGGCCAGGCGCGUCGUCAACGCAGAAACGCCUUUCCAGCCGUUCACGCCGCCGGCGCCGCGCCCCGCGCCAGGGCGGCAGCCAGAGCGUCCUGCGGAGGUUUCUGAGAAGGCGUGGAAGCGCUGCGUCCACGAUUUGUUCAGGCACCCCGCACACCACUACGAGGAUAAGAAUCUGGUCGCCGACCGCCAUGGCCCCCGGCGCUUGAAAGCUGAUGAACAGAUUCGCAUGCUGGGCUUCCGCUGGGGCCAUUUCCGGCCCGUCGAGCGCCUUUCCCCGAAAACCGGCCUCGAGGAUGCCAAGGCCGAGCUUGUCAGCAGCGCGUGCCCCAUUGUCAUCGCGCGGAUGGUGCGGGACUUCGUGCUCGUGGCGUCCUCGCCGCAGCCCCCGGAAGGCCUGCAGCGGGGUUGCAUUGACGAUCUUUGGACUACAUGGGCGAGGCUCGAUUCGGAGGCGCAGCGCGCUUCGACGCGCAAGUGGACCGAGGCGCACGGCGGCCCCGCCAUCUCGGCUGCUCCUGCGCCAGCGUCCGCAGCCACCGAUUCCAGGCUCGCGCCCGAGGCGGAGCUUGUCCAGGAAUUCAUCCGGCUUGCUGAUCACCGGGGGUCAGACAUCCGGCUUGACGCAGGCCUCCCCCAUCGCUUCGAUGCGUGGCCCCGGGCUCCUCUUGACGCAGGGCUAUGGACCCGGAGGGUUGCGCUGUCCUACGCGUUCCGGAACCAGCAACACAUCAACGUCUUGGAGGCUACUGCUGUCUUGGACUUCUUGCGCUCUCAUCUGAAGCUUCCCAAGCACCACGGGAAGCGCAAACUGUUCCUCUUGGACAGCCAGGCGGCCAUCGGAGCGCUCGCGAAAGGGCGGUCCUCAUCCAACAACCUCAACCAAGUGCUCCUCCGCAUUGCUGCCAUCAGCGGAUUUGCUAACUUCCGUGCCUUCUACGGGUGGGUGCCAAGCAAGGGCAACCCCGCAGACGGGCCAAGUCGGUGGAAGCGGCGGAGGUUGGAGCACCCCUGA